Cinara cedri is the source of this 258-nucleotide messenger RNA. Lineage: Eukaryota; Metazoa; Arthropoda; Insecta; Hemiptera; Aphididae. The record is from the annotation of a GenBank genome assembly.
AUGUCCGUGAGAAGAACUUUAUGGAGUAGUAUCAAGAAAAGGAGAAAUAAAUUGAUUGGACAUGCAUUAAGACAUGGUGGGUUGCUAGUAUUAAUCAUAGAAGGCUGCGUGGAAGGAAAAAAUGCUUGGGGAAGACCACGAAUGGAAUAUAUGCAACAAAUAAUAGAGGACCAAGGGUGUACUUCUUAUGAAGAGACAAAGAGGAAGGCAAGUAACAGGGAAGAGUGGAGAAUAUCUACAAACCAAUCUCAGGAUUGA